This is a messenger RNA of Chenopodium quinoa (quinoa), 570 nucleotides long. RefSeq lists its product as uncharacterized. The transcript has a single exon. Lineage: Eukaryota; Viridiplantae; Streptophyta; Magnoliopsida; Caryophyllales; Amaranthaceae. Bases 1 to 570 code for a protein of 189 amino acids. The record is from RefSeq and is a predicted model, not a curated record.
AUGCUCGUUGCUUGGAUUAGUAAUACAUUGGAUGAUUGGUUGCGCUUCACCAUUGGAGACUAUGACUAUGUGAGCGAGUUAUGGGUACACUUACAGCAACGAUAUUGUGUUGUUAGUGGUACUAGAGUAUGUCAAUUGAAGAACUCUUUGGGAGAAUGUAAGCAAACGACCACGGAGUCGGUGACGGAGUAUUUUGGCCGUUUAUCUAAAAUAUGGACGGAGUUGCUACAAUAUUCUCGCGUUCCAAAGUGCUCUUGUGGACAGUGUAAGUGUAAUAUCACCAAGCAAGUAGGUGAUAUGAGAGAUGAAGACUACUUAUAUUAUUUUAUGAUUGGUCUAGACAAUUCGUAUGAGGCAAUUCGGGCUCAAUUGUUGGCACAAACCCCUUUGCCUCAUGUGGAUAAUGCGUAUCAAGCAGUGAUAAAUACCGAGAGACUUUGCUCUAAGGAUGGAAAGCCGAAGGAGAAUGUUUUGGCGUUUAAAGUAGACUCAAGAGUUAAGUCGAGCUCGGGUGAUGGUGAAAAACCUUUUUGCACCCACUGCAAUCGGGAAGGUCAUGAUAAAGAUUAA